This is a messenger RNA of Aspergillus uvarum CBS 121591, 2211 nucleotides long. Its product is annotated as putative MFS multidrug transporter. Gene Ontology annotation, cellular component: fungal-type vacuole membrane. Gene Ontology annotation, molecular function: basic amino acid transmembrane transporter activity. The coding region runs from base 256 to 2094 and encodes 612 amino acids. NCBI's taxonomy places the organism in Eukaryota, Fungi, Ascomycota, Eurotiomycetes, Eurotiales, Aspergillaceae. Gene Ontology annotation, biological process: transmembrane transport; basic amino acid transport. The record is from RefSeq and is a predicted model, not a curated record. The transcript is spliced from 2 exons.
CAUCCUUAGCUUCUCUUCUCUCCCCCCACCUGCUAGAAAUCUCUCUCCUUCUAUAAAUUUCAUUGUUAUCGGACCCUAUGAUUCAGACUGCUUUGCAACCCUCGUCUGGCUGCCAUUUCUCUUUUUUUUCCUUGCACAAAAAAGUUUUUUUUCUGGGUUGUUUCUGCUUCCAUGAAAAGUUUUCAGCUAUCUUGUUUUUGAAAGUUCUUUGGGCAUAAAAGAUUAGAUUCAUAUACACACCGUCUCCUGGUGACCAUGACUGUCUCCCGUGUGGCCUCUGAUGCCACUGAAUCAACACCGCUUCUGAAUGGCUCACCAUCCCAGCCGAUUUACACACACACGCACGAUGCUGGAAAAAACGGGGCUGAUUCAAACUUAUUAUCCUCUUCCUUCACCGCCGAAGACAGCUCCGCCUUUCUCGGCCUGACCAGAGUCACCUCAAUUCCCCAAGGGCCUGAUAUUGAGCCUACCCUAGAAACAAUUCCUCCAGCACCCGAAGAUGAUAUCAAAGACAACGAUGAUCCGGAAGCGGGUCAGAGACAAGAAGCUGAUGAUUAUGCCUCUCGCUUCAUCAACGUGUCUCCCAUGCGAUUCUGGCUCAUCUUCGGUGGAGUAUUGAUGGGGUACACCAUCGGAUUCUUUGAUUCCACCCUGAUGGCUUCCAGCCACCCGGUCAUCACGUCUCACUUCCAUGCCUCGAACUCGGCAUCAUGGCUCUCGACGGCGUUCUUGUUAACAUCCACGGCUUUUCUACCGCUAUUUGGCCGCAUCUCCGACACCGUGGGCAGGAAGCCCGUCUACCUCUUUGCCAUCGCGGUUUUCUUCGUUACCACGGCGUGGUGUGCGGCGGCCCAGAGUAUGCUGAGUUUCAUCGCCGCUCGUGCGUUCUGCGGCAUGGGCGCCGGUGGCGUCUUUUCUAUGGGAAUGAUCCUGUCUAGUGAUCUGGUUCGCCUGGAGUACCGAGGAGUCUACCAGUCCUACGUUAACCUCUGUCUUGGUCUGGGAGGCUUCCUCGGCCUUGCGUUCGGCGGUUAUCUAUGUGACCAAGUAGGCUGGAGAGGUGCAUUCUUGGUACAACUACCCUUCAUCUUCAUUUACUUCAUUGUAGCCGCCUGGACGGUGCCUGCCGACCUGGGGAGGAAACGAGCCAAGACGGAGCGUCUGACCUUCAUGGGCUUGCUCAGGAACAUUGACCUUGUGGGAUCAUUGCUUUUGGUGCUCGCGGUCACGGCACUCAUUAUGGGACUCAACCUGGGCGGCAAUAUCUUCAGCUGGACUCAUCCUAUUGUCGUCUCCUCGCUGGUAUCUUUCGUGGUUUUCGCGGUUUUGUUUGUCCGCUAUGAACGUACUGUGGAGCGGGGAGUCAUGCCGAUUUCGCUGCUGCUGAAGGAGCCGCGUGCCAGUCUCAUUUUCGGGAACUUCUUCGGCGCGAUCUCGGUCAAUACCAUGGUCUUCAACGCUCCCCUGUACUUCCAGGCAGUCAAGCUGGCCUCGCCUACAGACUCUGGUCUCAGGCUACUUGCUUCUACGCUUGCAGUGACGACUUCUAGUGUAGCGACCGGGUUCUUGAUCACGCGGACCAAGCAACUGAAGCCGACGGUGAUGAUUGGCGACAUUUGUAUGCUUAUCGGAGGUAUAGCGGCCACCACCAUGGGGGUUGGGACUCCGGAUGUGAUUGCCAUGUUGUGCGUGGCCUUGACGAGUCUGGGACAGGGGUUCGCGUUCCCUUCGCUGAUGGUCUCGGUGCUCGCAACCUCCGAGCAAGAGGACCAGGCCGUGGCUACGACGACGCUAGGGCUGUGGCGCAAUCUCGGAUCUGUUAUGGGCGUGGCAACGAGCAGCUGGAUUUUUCAGAACAGCCUGCUGUACGAGCUCGACGAAAGGGUUACUGGCACCAACAAGGCCGACAUCAUUCUACUUGUCCGCAAGUCUGUGCAAGCCAUCGCCAAGCUGGACCCCCUCAGUCAACACCAAGUGAUCGGGGCAUAUGCCGCCGCACUUCAAGUGACGUUCUUCUCCGCUGCCGUGUGGGCUGCACUCAUGCUUCUGCUUCAUCUCCGGGUACGCCUGCCCAGGCUAGGAAGCAAGGCAUAAGCGAUCCAUCGAGAUUCCAGCCUGGAUGAUCGGUGCGGUGAAGUGGUGUGCGAAGACUGAUUCUUCGCUGAUGACGAACGAGUAGAUCCAGCCGUUCACUACUGCUGGCCGUGACUG